This is a messenger RNA of Thlaspi arvense, 216 nucleotides long. Lineage: Eukaryota; Viridiplantae; Streptophyta; Magnoliopsida; Brassicales; Brassicaceae. The record is from the annotation of a GenBank genome assembly.
AUGGCUGUGCUACAACUAUUUCCAAGAUUAAACCACUGUCAGAUUGUAACUUCUUUUGUUUUGCCAACUAUCGGAACAUACUACGCGGGCUUUCUCACCCAAUGUUUACUAUUGGUGGUUUUACAGAUAUUUCUAAUAUAUCAGGAUGCUCUCAAAUUUUAUUUGAUCCUCAAAUUCCAGAAAUACAAUCACUCAGAUUCAUAUAAGUAUUUAUAA